Colletotrichum karsti is the source of this 2178-nucleotide messenger RNA. RefSeq names its product ccch zinc finger and smr domain containing protein. NCBI's taxonomy places the organism in Eukaryota, Fungi, Ascomycota, Sordariomycetes, Glomerellales, Glomerellaceae. Bases 1 to 2178 code for a protein of 725 amino acids. Gene Ontology annotation, molecular function: RNA binding; metal ion binding. The record is from RefSeq and is a predicted model, not a curated record. The transcript is spliced from 3 exons. Gene Ontology annotation, biological process: negative regulation of DNA-templated transcription. Gene Ontology annotation, cellular component: nucleus.
AUGGUUUCCGACGAGCAUUACGAGAUCUGUCUCCCCAUCCUACAGGAUGCCACUCUCGAGGACGAAGACAAGACGGACAAGCUUGAGGAUCUUCUGCGCCUUCAAACCACCUUGUCUGGUCCCUCACUAGACAAUGCGAUCCUCGAUGUACUAUGGCGAUACCGCGAUGGAGGUGGAAGCUCAACCUCACCCCCUCCCAUCCGCCAGACCAUCCUUCGCCGGCCGUCACCCUCUCCGUGGCGCGGCAAUGCCACACCUCUCUCCGGCUCUCCGCGUCUGGGCGUCAGUCCACUAGCACCUCCGGGCUUUGUUCCGUCCUUCUCGAGGACGAAAUCAUCAGCCGCGUCCCCCUUCUCUUCUCCGAGGCCGUCCCCGAGACUCGCCUUCGCGACGCCAGUUAUACCCAACAGCCCCAACCUUAACGCCUACGAGUUCGCCAACGAUAGGUCACCCUCACAGGAAACAUUCGGCGACUACCAGACUGAGAACGUAGAGUGGCUUGUGGCGGACGAUGCUAUCAGUAUCACCUCGUCUGUCGGGACUUCAAGCGGCCUUAACGCCGCCGCCCCUGAGUUCUCCUCCAUGUCCUCGCAGCAAGUUGAUAUGUCUCCGUACGACAUGCUUCGCUCGAUUCUCGGCCAUACGCGAACCGACGACGAGAUCGAAGCCGCCCUUGCGCUUCACGGCUAUGAUUUGAGUGCAACCAUUGCGUCUCUCAUGGGAAGCCGGCCGCAAGAGAAUGGCUAUGCCACGCUACCCCCUGACGACUCAAAGACCUCUCUCCUUGGAAAGGCUUUGGCCGCAGAGGGACGCCCAACUACUCCUGCUGGACAGAGAUCAGGGGUGAUUUGCAAGUUCUACAUGUCCACCGGGCAGUGUCUUAGGGCUGAUUGCAGAUUCAGCCAUGAUCUCAGCAAUCACAUUUGCAAGUAUUGGGUGAUGGGAAAUUGUUUGGCUGGCGAAACUUGCAUCUUCUCUCACGACCCAGCGCAUUUGUUGAACAAGCUUGCGCUGGACGGCUCUAGCACUCCGCCUAUUAAGCAGGCCAACAACUUGGACUUGAACUCAUUUCCAGCGCUCCCGUCUGGCACUCCUGAACAACUGGGUGGCUUUGGCGGAGGGGCGAACAUUACAGUCGGUGUCACGCCGCCUCCUGGCUUAAAGCCCUUCUACCACGUCGAGAGUCCUCGGUCUAGGUCCCGUCCUGGUAGUCGGCAUCAGCAAGCAAGGGAGCCAGUAGCCCCGUCACUGGACGACGCCGACGCCUUCCCUUCGUUGGGCUCUGCCGCUGCUAAGCAAGGCAAGAAGCAUCACGGCAAACGCGGCGGCCACGGCCAUGGUCACAAGGAAAACUUUGCACCAAGCUCUCUUGCUGAAAUUGUCAAAAUGUCUCCGUCCCCGAGCCAGUCCUCGCUCCGUCAAGAUGCCAAGAAGCUCGGCCGAAACGGUAGUUCAACCAACAUCAGGAACGGGGAGAACAGCCCUGCGGCGCAAGCAAUCCCGAACCCGAAACAUAUCCCGUGGCUGGAAACUGGUGAGCGGGCCAAUAAGGCCUAUCUCAAAGCUCGACAGGAGGCCAUCAAGCACGGCGGUCUCCGAAACAAGUUUCUCCAGAGUGCUGCACAAGCUUGGAACCGUAAUGAUGCGAGGGCUGCGAAAGCUCUGAGUCUCCGGGGCCAGAGCGAGAACGACCUCAUGAGGAAAGCCCAUAGGGAGGCUGCCCGUGAGUUGUACGAAGAACGCAAUAAGGGCACCGCCAAUAGCUUCGAGAUCUACGUCGACCUGCAUGGACUUCACCCCGAAGAAGCGGUGGAGUAUCUGGAGCGGGUACUGAUGGAGAACGGUAAAGAGAGUAGGCCUAUCUACGCCAUCACUGGGACCGGACAUCAUAGCAAGAACGGAAAGGACAAGGUAGGCAAAGCCAUCCGCAACUUUUUGAAUGAGUGGAGGUACGCCUACCGCGAGUUCUCUGUUCCCGGCGACCGCAACAACAUGGGAGGAAUCUUGGGGGUCGAUGCUCGAAGUUACGACAAGUCUCUGGCUCGUGACGGGGGAGCAUCGCUUGCGGAUGACAGCAAGGAAGAGGUUGAUAUCCUGAGUCAAGGUGUGGAGAUUGGAGACGGCAAGGUCAGGCUCCUCGUUCGGGAUCCUCCCAAGGGCCCCAGUGGACGGCGAUGA